Biomphalaria glabrata is the source of this 690-nucleotide messenger RNA. RefSeq lists its product as uncharacterized. The record is from RefSeq and is a predicted model, not a curated record. The coding region runs from base 74 to 553 and encodes 159 amino acids. The transcript has 4 exons. Lineage: Eukaryota; Metazoa; Mollusca; Gastropoda; Planorbidae.
UUUGAUUUCCCCAUUUCCUAUAAAACUUUUGAAAUUCAGAAGAUGCCAACGAAACUACUGUCUUCAAGUUACUAUGCCUGAUCACGUGUCACCUGUCAACCAAUCAGCAACCUUGAUGAUCGUGGCGCUGUUAGCCUUCGGCCUACGACCAAGCUUCAGCUCAUGCGAGUCGAGAUGCGAACAGUCUAUUCCUUCUCUGAGUAAACUACGAGCACUGUGGACGAGAUCUUUUAAACGAGUCGGAGAGAACCGGAUAUCGUUUGAGCAGUUCUUGUUGUCUCUCGUACAAGCCUCCGAUUACGACGAUUGGAAUAUAAGGCGACUGAGGGGAUCGAUACUGAAGAUCAUCGGUCGAUACCAGGACUGCGUCAUGGCCUGUGAACAUCAGUUUAGCAAGAGGGACAGCCAGGACAUCGACAGGACCAGGACACUGGAAGCAUUGCCGAAGUCUACUCUACCAAGUGCUCAGCUCCGCCUGCGUCACUUCCUGUUCUCGCGGACUCUCGUGUUCUCUACGAUUGCCAGACAAAUUAGUCACGUGACUCGAGAUUAGACGCAGCCCCUUUGUCCCAACAUCGAGGCCGGAUGAGGGCGCCGUCUCGAGCAGCCGGGAAGGAGGAACUCUGAUGGCGCCGAUGAGCACCUUGAUGGGGACAGAGUCGGGCGCCAAUAAACUGUCUCCCCUUUGUU